AUGACAAUAAAUGUAAAAGAUGGGUGCGCAGUUAAUGAUGCAAUUGUACUUGUGAUGAAAGUAGCGCGUUGGUUCGGCAUCGCUCCGGUGCGCUUUGUGAAAUUAAAAACGAAAACAAGUGAACGACAAGGCAUUUCAAUGAAACGGUACUUUCAAUGCCUUAUUUUCGUCUUUAUCUUUUGCGCUUGGGUUCUUGAGGUUGCCGAUAUGUGGAAGUACAAGGAAUGGUUUACACUUUAUGUUCACUGGCAAAAUUUUGCUGUCAUUUCCAUUUUAGUUAUGAUGGAAUUUCAGUUUAUACUCAUCGCAAUGUAUAUCAAUACUGGAUUCAAAGCCAUAAAUGAAAGUCUUUAUAACAUCGUAUCAAAUUUUUAUGAAGAAAGUUCAGAAAAACUUUUGAAAACCCAUAUUUUAAAACUACCAGUGAAUUCAAUUAACGCAGCAAUCGAUACGAUCGGAAUGACGAAUCAACGAUAUCCAGAUAUGAAAAUAAAACAAAAGCUCAAAUUGGCACGCAAAAUUCGGGAAGUUAGUCAAUGCUAUGUGGACGUGUGUGAUGUUCUAAGGGACUUGAGCAGCUCCGAGAGUAUCAUUUUAUUUCUUCAGCUUAUAACAACAAUUGUACAUAUCGUUAUAACUUCCUUCAAUGCGGUAAAAAUGAUAAAUUUGGAGAACAGAGAUGGUUGCCAGAACUCGUAUCUUGCUAGGACAAAUAAUGUGCCGCAUAACGUC
Molecule: messenger RNA, 732 nt
Organism: Brenthis ino (lesser marbled fritillary)
Lineage: Eukaryota; Metazoa; Arthropoda; Insecta; Lepidoptera; Nymphalidae
Source: the annotation of a GenBank genome assembly